AUGUUCCUAGAUGCAUUGCUGGCGGACUUGGAGUCGACGACCUCCCACAUCUCCAAGCGGCCAGUGUUUCUGCCGGACGAGACACCCUACUCUUUCCCCACGGGAGGACAGGCCCCUCCCCCUGUACCACCACCUCCCUCUGCUGAGGCCCUGAAUGGAACCUUGCUUGACCCCCUAGAUUCCACCCCCUUGUGCAAACAGUCCUACAGCCCUGCACAGAAAAGCUUGUGGUCCAGGGACAGCAGUAGCCCCCCCUUACCCCAAAGCGAAGAGGACCACGUCUACAGCUUCCCCAACAAGCAGAAGAGUACGGAGGCUGCCAUGAGCUCCUCCCUGGGCUGCAACCUGUCGGAGCUGGACCGGCUGCUUCUGGAGCUCAACGCUGUGCAGCACAACACACCAUCCUUCCCCACUGAGGAAGAGUCCGCUCCGCCCCUCCCUUCCAGCAGCACCACCCAUUAUGUGCAGGCGAACGGGGUUUCUGGGGCAGGCAAGUUGCCUCGCCCCACCAUGGAGAAGCCAAAACGCAGCGUGGCCACUAGGCCACCAGUCAUCGAAUACGUGCGCCCCAGCGCCAAGAGCCUCCUUGACGAGCAAGAAAGUUCUGUGCCCUCUCCCAUCCCCACCCCAUUGGUUGUAGAGAAGUUGGGGGAGGAGGAGACACCUUCCCAGCUGCAGGCCAGAAUCUCAGCCUCCUCCGCCACGCGGGAGCUUGACGAGCUCAUGGCCUCGCUGUCCGACUUCAAAGUCCAGAGCAACAUCAUGGCCCAGGGGAAGAGCUCACCCACGGCUCCCCCCAAACAGGCUAACAAGCUGGACAACAUGCUGGGCAGCCUCCAGUCAGACCUCCAUAAACUGGGCGUCCAGACUGUGGCCAAGGGAGUGUGUGGGGCCUGCAACAAGCCCAUUGUUGGACAGGUGGUGACUGCCAUGGGGCGCACAUGGCACCCAGAGCACUUUGUGUGUACCCACUGUCAGGAGGAGAUCGGCUCCAAGAACUUCUUUGAGCGGGACGGAGCGCCGUACUGUGAGAAGGACUACCACAACCUGUUCUCCCCACGCUGCCACUACUGUAACGGACCUAUCCUGGACAAAGUGGUGACGGCACUGGACAGGAACUGGCAUCCGGAACACUUCUUCUGUGCUCAGUGUGGAGCUUUCUUUGGCCCAGAGGGCUUCCAUGAGAAGGAUGGGAAGGCAUAUUGUCGGAAGGACUACUUUGACAUGUUUGCGCCCAAGUGUGGAGGCUGUACCCGCGCCAUCCUGGAGAACUACAUAUCAGCCCUCAACUCCCUCUGGCACCCCGAGUGUUUUGUCUGCAGGGAGUGCUUCACCCCCUUUGUGAACGGGAGCUUCUUUGAGCACGAGGGCCAGCCCUACUGCGAGGGCCACUACCAUGAGCGCCGUGGGUCCCUCUGCUCGGGCUGCCAGAAGCCCAUCACAGGCCGCUGCAUCACAGCAAUGGCCAAGAAGUUCCACCCUGAGCACUUUGUCUGUGCCUUCUGCCUCAAGCAGCUCAACAAGGGCACCUUCAAAGAGCAGAAUGACAAGCCCUACUGCCAGGGCUGCUUCAUCAAGCUCUUCAGCUAGGAAGCUAGCCCCCCCCCGGCCUGUUUGUGUGUGUGUACGCGUGUGUGCAGCUGUGUGUGCGUUCUGUGUUCCAAAUCUCUACUGUUCUGCCCUAGGUGUGCACUUGCUCACUUCCCUUCAUGAAUUUAAAAGGAAAUGACAGGUGUAAGAAAUAUGGUGGAAACUCCAGCCCAGUCCUAUACCAAUCCAAUGCUUUUUAAAUGUGUGGGAAGGAGUACGCAGGUGCACGCUUCAGAGAAAAAGAAGAGAAUCGUGCCACCGUGUGAGUGUUUCUCAAAAGGUGUAGGCUUGGAUAGAAGGCCGUCAGUGGCUAUGAUGAGGAGGCAGAGUUGUUCCUUACUGUGCAUGUAGCUGAGAUAAGCCUGGCCAUUAAACACCACAGCUCUCCCUACAGGUGCCUAUUUGGAGUAGUUGGAGUGAUCAUUCCAAAAUAUAUUUUUGUAGUUGCAAAACACUGUGUGCAAUUGCAAAUAAAUGCCUAUAAACUGUCUCUUGAUCUAAAACGCACACAGACAGAUUUUUAACUCGAGAAGAGGAAAGACUUUCUGGUCUCUCCCUCCUUCAUUUCUCUUCAAUUCUCUAAGACCAGUUCAAACACUUGGUGCUCAUUCUCAACUCAAUCAUAGAUCCCUCUCUGCAACCCUUAUGGGGGCAUUUUACA
Molecule: messenger RNA, 2251 nt
Organism: Salvelinus namaycush (lake trout)
Lineage: Eukaryota; Metazoa; Chordata; Actinopteri; Salmoniformes; Salmonidae
Product: paxillin-like
Exons: 10
Coding region: 1-1590 (529 amino acids)
Biological process (GO): transforming growth factor beta receptor signaling pathway; endothelial cell migration; substrate adhesion-dependent cell spreading
Source: RefSeq, a predicted model, not a curated record